This is a messenger RNA of Limulus polyphemus (Atlantic horseshoe crab), 914 nucleotides long. RefSeq names its product myosin regulatory light polypeptide 9-like. Gene Ontology annotation, cellular component: myosin II complex; cytoplasm. Bases 82 to 603 code for a protein of 173 amino acids. Gene Ontology annotation, biological process: post-embryonic development; locomotion. The transcript has 7 exons. The record is from RefSeq and is a predicted model, not a curated record. Gene Ontology annotation, molecular function: myosin heavy chain binding; calcium ion binding. NCBI's taxonomy places the organism in Eukaryota, Metazoa, Arthropoda, Merostomata, Xiphosura, Limulidae.
UCACUUUGAGGUUAACACUUCAAACGGUGUGGUUGGAAUUGUCAGACAGCGCUGCUUCCGACAGACUUAGAGCUAGAAACCAUGUCUAAGAAAGGCAAGGGAGAGUCCCAUAAGAAGAAGGCUGCACGAGCGACUUCAAAUGUUUUUGCUAUGUUUGAACAGAACCAGAUAGCCGAAUUCAAAGAGGCAUUCCAGCUAAUAGAUAACAAUAAAGAUGGGUUCAUCGAUAAAAACGAUCUUUUGGUGACGUUUGAUUCCCUCGGUAGGAUAGUUAAAGAUGAGGAUCUAGAAGGGAUGAUUAAAGAAGCUCCAGGACCCAUUAACUUCACCAUGUUUUUAACAAUAUUUGGUGAAAGAGUAACAGGUACUGAUGCUGAAGAGACAAUUAAAACUGCAUUUAAAACCUUUGAUCAGGAUGGAAGUGGAAAAAUUAAUGAAGACAGGCUCAGGAAAGCUCUUUUAACAUGGGGAGAUAAAUUUCAAGAAGAUGAGGUGGAUGAAGUAUUUAAAGAGACACAUGCCGAUAAAGAUGGAAACAUUGAAAUUGAAGGGAUCGUUAAACUUAUCUGUGGAUCGGAGAAGGAAGAAGAAGCAGCAGCAUAGAAAAGAAAUAUCUGACUGUUCCUCCAACCAAUAAGACUCAUUUUAAUAACGACACGAUCAGGAACAGCUAUCAUACUCAUGAAAAGACAAUAGCCCUGCACAGAAAGCAACUUUUUCAACUACAAGCACAAGUUCAACAGAUUUAAGUUUUUCUUUUGAUGGUUUGUUUCCUACCCACGAUCAAUUAUAUUAACUCAUUUAAGCAUUUUCAGAGUGUGGCUUUAAUUUAUCCUUUACAAAAAUGAAGAAGCACAUAAAAUGGAAUUUCAUAUCCGUAAACAUCAUAUCAUUGCUUAUUUUAUGAUGUACUG